AUGGCGGACGACGAACACCAGCAGCAACAGGUCGCCCCUGGCGGAGUGUACUCAGGCAAGAACAAGAUCCCAACAGUCGGCCAGUUCAUCGAGCGACUCGACAGAGACAAGAAAGACCGAGACAAGCAGAUUGAUCAAAGCAAAGCUGGACCAGGCGGCUCAGAAGCCGUACCUCACAAGAAUGAAGCCCCACAAGCAGCAAAAGGGCAAAAGACGGUCACAGACCCAACGACAGGAAAGCAGGUCGUCAUUGAAGAUGUGAACAAGGAUUAUGUUGACCGGGCGAAGAACCCCGUGCUGAGCGUGCCAAACACAAACUUGGGCAAAGAGACCGCAGUCAAGACAGAAGCGUCACAGACCGGCGCAGAAUACAAGGAGAAACAGGACAUCACAGCACCUCCAGACCCAGUGGCUGAGGGAUCCACCAGCGAUGUACCCAUCCACGGUGAGAAGACCAACAUCCUCUUCCAUCCUACACCGAGUACGAGCUAUGAGCCGACUUUCCAGCGUCUGGAGGAACGAGGUCUGUACCUCAUCAUUGGUGUCUUCUUUGGUAUCAUCCUGCUCGGCCGUGUUUUCGGCGGCAAGUACAUUGGCAUCAUCCCACUCGCAGCUUGCGUUGCCAGCGGCAUUUGGCUGUGGAUCAAGGAAGUUGUGAGAUCUGGAAGAGAAGUGGAAUGGCAGUCUGAGAAAGAUCGUGGCAAAUACGCUACGGCCAAUCUUCUGCCAGAGAGUGUCGAGUGGAUGAACACUUUGCUCGGUAUUGUCUGGGGUCUUGUCAACCCUGACAUGUUCCAGGCCGUGGCGGAUACGCUGGAAGAUGUCAUGCAAGCAUCUGUGCCUGGCAUCAUUGAGAACGUCCGCGUGGCUGAGAUCAACCAGGGCAGUAACCCUAUCCGCAUUCUCAGUCUCCGAGCACUGCCCGACGACCACAUGAAAGAGGUCAAGCAAGCCAUUCACGAGGAGAACAAGAAGUCCAAGGAUCCACAAGAGGCUGCAGCAGAUGAGGAGGGAGGUGACUACUACAAUCUGGAGAUCAGCUUUGCAUACCAUGCCGAACCAAGUGGCAAGCGUGCUAGCGAGAAGGCUCGCAACAUGCACAUGCAGCUGGUGUUCUAUCUGGGUAUCAAGGGCCUCUUCGGCGUGCCACUACCGAUCUUCGUCGAGCUCCAAGAGCUUGUCGGUACUGUUCGCCUGCGACUUGCCAUGACGCCAGAGCCUCCGUUCCUGAAGACUCUCACAUUCACGCUGAUGGGCGUACCGCAAGUCAGCGCUGGCUGUAUACCAAUGAUCGAGAAGGGUGUCAACAUUCUCAACUUGCCUUUGAUCUCCCAGUUCGUCAACUACGCUAUCGGCGCCGCGGCAUCUAUGUACGUUGCCCCCAAGUCGAUGUCACUGGACAUGCGUGCCAUGCUUCAGGGAGACGACAUCACCAAGGAUACGCAGGCUUUGGGAGUACUCUGGAUCCGCAUCCACAAGGCUGUUGGUCUCAGCAAGCAGGACAAGCGUGGCUCCAAAUGGGGAGGAAGCGACCCGUACAUCACACUGACGUUCUCCAAGUACGGCAAGCCGAUGUAUUGCACCAGGGUUAUCACAGAUGACCUCAACCCGGUGUGGGAAGAGACAACUGCAUUGCUCGUUACUCCUGAGCUUAUUAAGGCAGACGAGAACUUGAGCGUCGAGCUUUGGGACAGCGACCGACAUUCAGCAGACGACAUCGUUGGCAAGGUCGAGCUCAGCAUGCAGAAGAUGAUCCAACACCCGGGCAAGAUGUACCCUCAAGUCUCUCGCUUGGCGGGUAUGGAUGAGGGAUCUGAGAUGCCUGGAGAGUUGCAUUGGGAGGUCGGCUACUUUGGCAAGCCCAAGUUCCGCCCAGCGCUUCGAACAGACGGCAAGAACAAGGCUCUGCCGGACAACCUCAAAGAUCAUCCAGAGUUGCAGGAUGAGAAGGGCGUGGUCAACACCUCUGCCGACGAUGCCGUUCAGCAUACUCCACCAGAUCCGUUGUGGCCCAGCGGUAUCUGCUCCAUCAUCGUUCAUCAAAUCGUCAACCUGGAGCUUGAGAACGUCAAGGGUACUCAGGGCAGCCGGAAUGGUCGCGAGUUUGAGCCUGCCAAGCCGUAUGGCGAGGCUACUGAAGAGGAGGGUGGAAAUCUUCCUACCUCCUACUGCACCAUUCUCUUCAACGACGAGCUGAUUUACCGCACACGAGCCAAGGCCGUUAGCAGCAAGCCUAUCUUCAACGCUGGAACCGAGCGCUUCAUUCGUGAUUGGCGCAAUGCUAUCGUCACUGUCACCGUUCGCGACCAGCGCAAUCGCCAGCAUGACCCCAUCCUCGGUGUGGUGCCACUGAAGCUGAGCGAUAUCUUGGAGACCUCAAGCCAGGUCACUCGCUGGUAUCCUCUGGACGGAGGCAUCGGUUUUGGUCGAAUCCGAAUCUCACUGCUCUUCCGCUCUAUCGAAACACGCCUUCCUCCAAUGCAGCUCGGCUGGGACGUUGGCACAUACAUCUUCACAUCUCCCACGAUCACGGCUACGGACUACACUCAUCACGCUCGCAUCAAGCUUCGUACUGGUGGAUCGUCGGGCAAGAUCGGUCGCUCAGCGUGCCACGCCCUCGAAGGUGGUGAGAAGUCUGGCUACUACUGGGAUCUCAAAGCUGCUAGCGAAAAGGACGGCGGCAAGCCUCUUCGACUGCCUGUCAAAUACCGCUACCGCUCACCAAUUGUGUUUGAAAUGCACAUUGCCAACAAACGCAAGCCGGAUGCACAUGCAGUGUUGUGGUUGCACGAACUCAUCGACAACGAGGACAAGGAGGUGAACAUUCCGAUCUAUCAAACAACUGCCUCCGCCCGCCUGACCCAGAACUACAUCACGGAAGAGGCGGUCAAGGAAGGCAACAUUCCAGGCCUCGAGGACAUCAAGGAGGUCGGCAGAUUGCAAUUCACUGGUCGCUUCAAGGCCGGCAUGGACGAGAGUCACGAAGCCUUUGUCGCAGACAACAACUCGCGAGAGACUUUCGAGACCUGGGAAGCAUGUCUGGCCGAGGGCGUCCGAACACGCAUUGUCGAGAAGGAGCUUCCCGAGCGUGUGCAGACUCUUCACGACGAGAGCUUGACCGAGGGUCGUGAUGUGCUCAAGCAGGCUCCUGAAGAGGAGAAGAAGAAGUGGCUGACCAAGACCGGCACUGACUGGAGCGGUGCUUUUGGCGACGAUCCUGCCAAUUACAUGGACAACUCCGGCAGAAAGAGACGCGAGCCAGGUAGAGAUCCGCCCCUCCAGGACGGCGAAGAUCCCGACAACGAUGGCUUCACCGCUGACGAGGAUGACGAAGACGACGAUGACGACGACCUGGGCAUCCAAGAUGCUUCCAACGUAGAUCGUAGCCCCUCGUCGGCGCGCAAGUCCAUCGGUACCAUGGAGUCUGGCUGGACGGCUGGGACUGCUGACAGCUACGACGGCCAGUCGCAGAAGGACGUCAACAGGCAGAAUAAGAAGACUGAAGAGCGAAAGCAACGCGGUCUCAUGCAGUGGAAGCCGGCUCGUAACCUCAAGUUCGCCAAGGAUGAGGGUGUUAUUGGUCUGCGCAAGUUGAAGGGCAAGAUUACGGGAGGCCUUGAGGGUAGACAGCCUGGAGUGGAAACCGAGACAGGCACGUAG
This is a messenger RNA of Zasmidium cellare ATCC 36951, 3660 nucleotides long. RefSeq lists its product as uncharacterized. NCBI's taxonomy places the organism in Eukaryota, Fungi, Ascomycota, Dothideomycetes, Mycosphaerellales, Mycosphaerellaceae. Gene Ontology annotation, molecular function: lipid binding. The transcript is spliced from 2 exons. Bases 1 to 3660 code for a protein of 1219 amino acids. The record is from RefSeq and is a predicted model, not a curated record.